UGCAAUCCAUGGACUGAUGAGUGCAUCUAGGAUGCCACUGCCCACUGGCACCUGACCUGAGCUAAUAUUGCACAUUUGAAGUGCAUAGGUAUUAAAACUACAGUCAGCCAGUCAUUGUGUAGGCAACAAGCAUGAUUUUUCUGGUGACUGAGCCUCUAAAAUUAAACAUCCUUACACAAUAUAUAUAUAGGCAUACUGCAUUGAUUGCUUUUUGUAACAACCUCAAAUUAUGGUAACAGUAGUCUAUAGCUCUCAUCAUGACAUAAUUAUUUUCUAAAGCUUCUAUGUCAGUAAAUUAUUCAUUACUGGUCCAUGUCGGUGAAAUGUAUACAGUUGGAAUUUUAUUAAUAUUUUAUUUUUAGUUUUUACUUUCAAACUUUUAAGAUAAUUACUGCAAAAGCAACAAAUUAAGAAAAGUAAACUAUCAUUACAAUAUCAAAAAGUAGUCAGAAUAGUUGCAAUGACAAGAUGGCUAAAUGGAUUAUUCUUUGCUGUUUUUUUUCAGUUUGUCUCUUCCUUAUAUAUUAGCAUUGAUCAAGAUGAAGGAAAUGAUGCAAUGGAAUGCAUUAAAGGGCAGAUCUCAUGUCAAUCAUUGCUGUAUGUUUCUGACGCCCUUAAUAUCAUUAACAUCACUAGUAAUCUCACAAUCGAGAUCACUGGACCUGCUCUUAGUCUAAAAGGGAGUGCUGUAUUUACUGAUAUUUUUGACCUGACUAUCAAAGGAGAAAGGAACAACAUUGAAUGCAGUGAGUCUCAAUAUUUAAUUGGGUCUGGAAUUGUUUUCAAAAACUGCACUAAUGUCAAACUUAUUGGUUUCACAAUGAAAUACUGUGGAUUAUUAUAUGAUUGCAAACAAUUCUAUGGGAUACAAGCAAUACUUUUCUGUAAUUGUACCAACAUUGGUAUUGUUCUUGUCAAUUUUAAAAACAGUAAUGGCACUGGAUUAGUAUUUUAUGGUGCUAGUCGUUUCAUUAGCAUUGAAAAUUCUGUUUUCUUGAACAACAGGUUCAAUGGUAGGAAUUUAAUUUAUGAAAGAGAAACAACACUAACUGGAGGAGGUGUACGUAUCAUUCAAAUUCAUAAUGCUUUUGUAAUCAUUACUAUGUGUAAAUUUGUCAACAAUUCUGCUACUUUUGUGGGUGGUUCAUUAUACAUGAAUUUUAGUGAUGCUUUCCAAAAUGCAAUCACUAUCUAUGCCUGCAACUUCACUAGUAGCAUAGCAGGCAUUAGUGGAGGAGCUAUUGGUAUCACAGUGUAUUUAAGUGGCUCAUUGCCUCCAAGCUCAAAUUAUUCAAUUAGCUUCCGCAGUUGUAAUAUUAUUAACAAUGUUGCUCAGUUUGGUGGAGGAGUUGCCAUUCAAAUACCACGCAUCGGAGUUCGCUAUCAAAGAUUCAAUAUCGAAAAUUCUAUCAGGUUUCAUAAAUGUACAUUCAUGAGUAAUAUAGGUAAAGUAACUUCAGCUGUAGAUAUCAAUGGUCAGAAUCAAAGAGUGGAGGAUUCACUGCAUACCCUUAUAGUAUUUCAAACAAACACUCAGUUUAAAAACAACAUAGCUGGAUUUAACCUUCAAGUACCUCAACACAGGCCUUAUAAAGGUAAACUAUUCAGUGCCACUGUCUAUGCUAUUGAUGCACAAGUUUCUUUUGAGAGUCAAGUUACAUUCAUCAAUAAUACUGGAACUCCAGUGUACCUAAAAAAUAGUCACUCACGUCUUGGAUUUAAAUCAAAUGUCAGUUUUAUUGGUAAUACUGGGGAUCGUGGAGGAGCUAUUCUGUUAGAUGAAUAUUCGGUAAUUGAACUUGAUUCUUCUUCUCUGUUACAAUUUAUUAACAACUCUGCACUUAUUGGUGGUGCAAUAUUCGUUGAUACAAUCAAUAUUAUACAGUAUGAAGGAAUAUGCUUUUUUCAGAAAGUUUCAAAUUAUAGGGCAUUCUAUAUCAGGUUUAAAAAUAAUAUUGCUGAAAGUGGAAUUGGUCAUGAUAUCUUUGUAACUACUCUACAACCUUGUGUUCAGUUGCAUCAUAGCAAUGCUACAGCACUCUUUACAGGCAGUAAAAUUGGAAUUUUUAAUUUCUCUUCAUCUGUAUCCCAGGCAAUUUCUACUGCUCCUGCUACAUUAUUAUUAAACAAGACCGAAUUAAAUAUAUUUCCUUAUCCUGGUUUACCAUAUGCUAUGAAUGUAACACAAAUAGAUGAGUUUAAUAAAAGUGUUACUAACUUGCAACUCUUUCCAUUGAGUUCAACAUGGCUUCAAAAAUCAACAAUAAAAAUUAAUUCUGCUCAUUCAAUUGGCCAUAGCUACAUAUUAACUUUUAAUGGACAAGUGGGACAAAGUAAUAUUCUUUUGUUACAGGGCGCUGAUUACAGUGCUACAUUAUACAUUAAUGUUACAUUGUAUCAAUGUCCGCCAGGCUACAUUUUUCAGAAUGAUACUUGUCUUUGUUCUCAUAGUACUAGUCUUUAUUAUAAUGGCAUACUACAUUGCUUAGAGGAUAAAAGAGCAGUAAUUGCAAAAGGAUUUUGGGCUGGAUACUUGAAAGAUAAAUUCACCACAGCUACUUGUCCUUCUGUUCUUUGCAAUUACACAAAUGAUAAAAAAUACGAAGAGCAUGUCCUCCCAUUGAAUUGUAGUUUGUUAAACGAUCAUGUUUGUGCCUCUCAUAGGAAUGGUGUAUUAUGCGGUAGUUGUGUCACUGGCUAUACCACAUACCUUCACUCUCCUAGCUAUCAUUGUGGUGAAUCCGCUCAUUGCAAAUAUGGACCAUUGUUUUACAUACUAUCAGAGAUCAUACCAGUUACAAUUAUAUUCCUAGUGAUCCUUUUAUUUAAUAUCAAUUUGACAUCAGGUGCUCUGUAUUCUUUUAUCUUUUAUUCACAAAUUGUUAGCAAUCACUACACUCAGUACCAGCCAUACAGUGAUGCACUGAAAUAUUUCUUUAGCACUCUCAAGGUAGUUUAUGGCAUUUUUGACUUGUCUAUUUUGGAAGUAAAUGAAUUUUCAUUUUGUCUAUUUAAGAAUGCAACAGUAAUGGAUUUGAUGCUGAUUAAGUAUCUAACUACACUUUAUGCUCUGCUACUUAUUUUUGUUACCAUUUUGGUACUGAGGGCUAAUUCCUUAUACUUUUGCAUCAAACUCUGUCACAAAUGUGGACGCAGAAAUAUAAGAGGCUCCAUUGUUAAUGCAUUGACAGCUUUUUUAGUUCUGUUUUACUUUCGUUGUUUGGUGAUAACACUUUAUGUUUUAGUCCCUUCAUAUGUGAUUGGAGAAGGAGGGAACAAGCAAAAGACAGUUCCUCUUUAUAAUGGAGACUUGUCCUACAUGUCUAACGAUCAUCUUAAUUAUGUCAUACCAGCUAUGAUAUGUCUGGCAUUUAUAAUCAUACCUCCUCCUAUUAUUCUACUAUCAGAGCCUUUCAUAGUACGAAUCAAUGGUGCAUUGAAUAUUAAAAGAAACGCCGUUACUUACAAUCUCCACAGGCUAAGAAUGAAACUGAAACCAUUUUUAGAUUCAUUCCAGGGAUGCUUUAAGGACAACUACAGAUGUUUUGCUGGCCUUUUUCUUCUCUAUCAUAUAUUAAUUGUUCUUACUCCAAUGUAUUUUUCAGAGGGCACAUUUUGGAACAUUACAAUUAAAGGAACACUUUUGUUUCUGAUUUUACUACUACAUUGUCUAUGCUCACCCUUUCAGCAAAAUAUAUUCAAUCAUCUCAAUUCGUUUUUACUGAUUAACCUCCUUCUGAUUAACAUGCUUCAGCUGGCACUAGUUAGUACAUAUGAUGGGUCUGUUUUAGUGGCUGGAAUAAUCCAGUUAGCUCUGAUGUCACUGCCACUCAUUUACUUACUGUGCUAUACUACUGGAUGGCUCUGUAAAAAUUAUUGUGUUCAGAGAAGACGGUAUGAAAUAGAUCAUCAUGCUGAUGGUGAUGAAUUCCCAGCUAGAAUGAUACCAGGAUUGUUGGAAUCUUACAAUACAUUUAACUAAUUAUGUUAAUGCCAAAACAACUAGAUUUAGUGUAGUAAUUAUGUAGUAGUUUAUUAUUCUCCUUUUCCUAGCUAUUUUUCCUGUGUGUUUAUUUCAAUUUAGUUGACUAAGUUUGUAGUGACAAAUAUUGACUAAAUAUAAUUGAGUUGACCAAAA
Molecule: messenger RNA, 4138 nt
Organism: Amphimedon queenslandica
Lineage: Eukaryota; Metazoa; Porifera; Demospongiae; Haplosclerida; Niphatidae
Exons: 2
Coding region: 461-3982 (1173 amino acids)
Source: RefSeq, a predicted model, not a curated record